CGCGUUAAUAUCUAUCAAAUUAAUAAAAGACUUCUAAACUUACCGACCCGUUUUAAUUGGCCCACCGCUACAAAAGGCUCGCACGCCUGAACAGAAAAAAAAAAUCUUAACAGUGCAGGUAAUUAUGAGAAAAUGUGCAUCAAAUUGUGCUAUUUACAGAGUGCCGGAAAAUAAGAAUUAACCCUGUUCAGAGCGAUGAGCUCCAUCUUAUCACAGCUGCACACCAAGUAUGCAUCCAAGAUUUGGAAUGAGACUUUCCAGCUGGUUAGAAAAUGCAUGGACAAAUCCAGAGAUGACUCCGCACCCUGCCAACCGUUCGUUGCGGCUCUGGAAAGGCUCCAGGAGGAGUUUAAGGUGUCCUCCAUCAACGCCAUGAGAUCUCGUUUGGAGCUGGCGGCUCAACGACAAGGGAUGGGCUUCCACUUCACAGAGGCCACAUGCUACCUGACGGCUGACUUGUUCUACGUGGAGGCGGCGCUGCUGCCGUGCGGCGGCGUGGACGAGGUCAAGGUGGCGCCGCACGGGGGAGACCCUUCGAAGAGCGUGGUCCUCCUGCAGCCUCUCAGGUCAAAAGACUUUUCAGAGUUCUCCGCCAGGCUAAAAGACCUUGCGAGCCAGUAUGACAUCCCUGGAGACAACGAUGUAAAAUUCAAACUAUUCACGGCUUUCCAACACCUCGGGAAAGACAUGCAAGCCAUUUCGCAUUUGCCCAGAGUGGCCAGCGGCAACGGCAGCCGGCAGAUGGACGAUAUUAUUAAUGACAGCUUGUUUGGCUUUCUCCUCGCUGAACAAGCAGAUGGCCCUUUGACCAUCCAUUUCUACUCGCCACCAACCGGCGAAGCGAACAGAAGCGACAGAGUGAAUUUAGCGGACAAGCAGGCGGCCCGGGUGGCUGUGCGCUCCAGUCGCGUCUCACACAAACUUCAGAUGGCGUCAGUCGUCCCGCUGCCUUUACAACUUCACCCCGAGGGUUUUCCCAUCUUAUCCCCAACGAGCGAAGUAGCGCACGAGAUGUUUCCUGCCUGCUUUGUGCUCCGCCUAAAGCCAACCAUACCCACGCUGAGGUCUUUUGUAGACAAGAUCAACCAGGUUACCGGAGUUGCAGUACCAGACCACGACGUGCAGUGGGCGCAAUUUCACAAUCUUCUGGCUCGAGACUCGAUAAAUCACUGCAGUCCGGAUGAUGAAUUGGAUCGUUUUAGCGCUGCGGCAAGUACAGUCGAAAAAAGAUUUUUCCUCCCCAUGUUAACAUUGCAUUGUUAAAGAGAGCAAGCCACUUUCCAUUGCUCAACACGAACACGCAUGAACUGACCAAUAAUGUAAUUUUGUUGAAAAAAAAAGAAGAU
Messenger RNA from Hippocampus zosterae (dwarf seahorse), 1346 nucleotides. RefSeq names its product mediator of RNA polymerase II transcription subunit 1-like. Gene Ontology annotation, molecular function: nuclear thyroid hormone receptor binding; nuclear retinoic acid receptor binding; nuclear vitamin D receptor binding. Gene Ontology annotation, biological process: regulation of transcription by RNA polymerase II; cellular response to thyroid hormone stimulus. Gene Ontology annotation, cellular component: mediator complex. The transcript is spliced from 11 exons. NCBI's taxonomy places the organism in Eukaryota, Metazoa, Chordata, Actinopteri, Syngnathiformes, Syngnathidae. The record is from RefSeq and is a predicted model, not a curated record. Bases 196 to 1263 code for a protein of 355 amino acids.